GAAAAUACCAGUUGCUCCGGUUGUUAGGACCUGACCCUUCCCUUCUUUUUUGUCUUCCAUGUUUAACCUUAACCAUCACUCUCCUAUAACUACCUCUCUCAAACCAAACAUUUUUUUUAAAACCUUUCCGAACAACGAGAACCAAACUCACUCACUCUUAUAUAUUCGAUUUCAUUUUUCAGUAUUAAUUUCUUCUGUAAACCCAAAUCAAUGGCCUUCCGUAACUCAUAUACCAUCUGAAAAGUAAACUCGACCAGUUUCCUUCCUAAUUCCUAUAGAGUUGUAAUCAAUGGAAGAGUGCAACACAGUGUUUGGCAAGUACGAAAUGGGUAGGCUACUUGGGAAGGGUACUUUCGCCAAAGUGUAUUACGGGAAGAAAAUAGGCACGGGAGAAAGCGUUGCAAUAAAAGUGAUCAACAAAGAGCAAGUGAAGAAAGAAGGGAUGAUGGAGCAGAUAAAGCGCGAGAUAUCAGUGAUGCGUUUGGUGAAACACCCAAACAUCGUUGAACUCAAAGAAGUUAUGGCCACGAAAACGAAGAUCUUCGUCGUCAUGGAGUACGUCCGUGGCGGUGAGCUCUUCGCCAAGGUCUCCAAAGGCAAGCUCAAAGAAGAUCUCGCCCGCAAGUACUUCCAACAAUUAAUCAGCGCCGUCGAUUACUGCCACAGCAGAGGCGUCUCCCACCGCGACCUCAAGCCAGAGAAUUUACUCCUCGACGAGAACGAAGACCUUAAAAUCUCCGACUUCGGACUCUCCGCGUUGCCGGAACAGCUCCGUUACGACGGUCUCCUACACACCCAGUGUGGGACCCCUGCAUACGUGGCACCGGAGGUGCUUCGGAAGAAAGGGUACGAUGGUUCAAAGGCUGAUAUCUGGUCAUGCGGGGUGAUUCUCUAUGUGUUGCUCGCUGGGUUUCUUCCUUUUCAAGAUGAGAACCUCAUGACUAUGUAUAACAAGGUUCUGCGAGCCGAAUUCAUGUUCCCACCUUGGUUUUCAUCGGAAUCAAGGAGAUUGAUUUCGAAGAUUCUGGUGGGGGACCCACAGAGACGAAUUUCGAUUCCUGCGAUUAUGCGUUCCCCGUGGUUCCGAAAAGGGUUAACGGUACCGGCUCCGCCUUCUCAGUUAGAAUUAGAAGAAGAGAAACCCGUUUCGGAGGAAGGUUCUAGAACGAAGGUUUCGUCGCCAAAGUUUUUCAACGCGUUCGAGUUCAUCUCCUCGAUGUCUUCAGGGUUCGAUCUGUCUGGGUUGUUCGAGAGCAAGAGGAAGACUGGGUCGAUUUUCACGUCAAAGAGUUCCGCUCCGGCGAUCGUGUCGAAGAUUUUGACGGCGGCGAAGGGGUUGAGUUUCAGGGUGGCGGAGGUGAAGGACUUCAAGAUCAGGCUGCAAGGUCCGUCGGAGGGAAGGAAAGGGAGGCUGUCCGUCACGGCGGAGGUGUUCGAGGUGGCGCCGGAAGUCGCCGUCGUCGAGUUCUCAAAGUCCGCCGGCGACACCUUGGAGUAUGCUAAGUUUUUUGAGGAAGAUGUGAGGCCUGCGCUCAAAGACAUUGUUUGGACUUGGCAAGGGGAUAGUAUGUGUAAUGCUAACGUCGCCGUCUGUCACGGUGAAGGUGAAGAAUGUCAGCCACAAAUUAUUACUGUGUGAUAAUUAAUUAAUUAAUUAAUAUAAGACGCUGGGUGCUUAGAGGUUUUGUUCUAACAAUUUUCCUACUCCUUUCGUUUGUCACUUUCGUCUUUGUUCCCUGCCUAAUUUUGGAAAGAUAGGAAUCUUGCCUUUUUCGAUGAGGGCGAGGCUGUACAGAAAUUGUAAUUAAUCCUGCAGAUAAAUCUUGAAUAGAAGUUGAGCACAAACACAAGUAUCUGCAAAUGAGUUCUUGCACUGUCACUCUGC
Messenger RNA from Gastrolobium bilobum, 1885 nucleotides. RefSeq names its product CBL-interacting serine/threonine-protein kinase 5-like. Gene Ontology annotation, biological process: signal transduction; protein phosphorylation. Gene Ontology annotation, molecular function: protein kinase activity; ATP binding. NCBI's taxonomy places the organism in Eukaryota, Viridiplantae, Streptophyta, Magnoliopsida, Fabales, Fabaceae. The record is from RefSeq and is a predicted model, not a curated record. The coding region runs from base 290 to 1639 and encodes 449 amino acids. The transcript has a single exon.